Clunio marinus is the source of this 3046-nucleotide messenger RNA. NCBI's taxonomy places the organism in Eukaryota, Metazoa, Arthropoda, Insecta, Diptera, Chironomidae. The record is from the annotation of a GenBank genome assembly.
CCGCUUAGCGGUAUGAAAUUAUAGUGAAAAGUUGCGUAUAAGCAAGUGAAAAUAAGAUAGUUGAAAAUAAAGAUGGAAUUCUUUGAGAAUCAAAUUACAUGUUCAUAUUCCCCGAAGUCAAUUGACAUUGAUGAUAUUUUCUCAACUGAAAAUACAGAUAUUGAUGUUGAUGUAAAGCCGUUUAAUCCAGAUGAUUUUCUAAAUUUGGAAGCAUUUCACGAUGUGAAACAGAAUGAAUUAUUUCCGGAAAAAAAUUCAAUUACUAACAAUUAUAGUAAUAAUUUACAGCAGCUUACACCUCCUAUAAGCCCGCAACCAAACAGUCAAAUAUUUAUUGACAAUAGUGCUUUACAAAGUAUUAAUUUCAUUCCAGUCACCAAAGUGAAGCAACAAAUACAUUCAAUUCGUAAGAUAAAAAGCAUUGUUCCUAAACCGUCCUCAACAUCUUCCAACAAUUCAGAUUCGGAUACAAACAAUAUUAAAAAAAUAAUAAUAACCUCAUGUUCUUCUGUAGACAGGGACUUCAUAAAGAGACAAAGAUUAAUAAGAAAUCGGAUGUCAGCAAUUAACUCAAGAAAAAAGAAGAAUGAGUAUGUUCAAACACUCGAAGCUGAAAAUCUUGAGUUACAUAAAGAAAACAAAAUUUUGAAGAUUGAAAAUUUGCAACUUAAAGAAAGAUUAAGAUGCUUUAACAGACUUACGUGUCGUUGUGCAAGCUCAUUUUCUAGCAAGCUUUCUUCAAAAAAUGCUGUAGCACUUUGUGCUAUUACACUGCUUAUUGGCUUAAACAUUUUAAGCUUCAGAAAUUUUUCAGAAGAAUGGAACUUCAAAAAGCAUAUUAAAGUUGGGGAAGUUUUUCAGUCAAGAAAUUUAUUGCAUGGAAAAGCUUCUACAGAAUAUUAUAAAAAUAAAGCAGCUUCGAAUGACUCUCUUUAUACAGAUGAUCCGGUUAUUUACUUUAAUCAGACUGAACGCAUUCGUAAAGUCAAUAUUGAAAAUAUUCGUCGUUGGAUACCUGAGCCAGAUUUAAACAUUUCCAAUUUAGCAAAAGGUUUUGAAUUCAAUCCAGAUCCUUCGCAUGACAAACUUGCAAAAAUGUAUGAAAAGUCACAUGAACAAAAUCGAAAGGUUUCCAGAAAUAAAAAACGUAUCCCAAAGAAGAAGCCUAUGAUUGGUCCUGUUCAAUUUUAUAAUUCAAAUUUGAACAUCAUCAAGCUCUACGAAUUUUUCGACGAAAUUGACCGGAAGGAUGAUACAUUCUAUGUUUUUUCAUUCAGAGCCGAACAUUUGCUUCUCCCUGCAAUUGACAGUUCUUAUAAUUUUUCUCAAAUUAAAAUGAACUUAAUUAUGCCACAAUAUAACAAUGAUAUCUUAACGAAAAAUAAAAUUACAAUGAUGCAAAUCGAAACAAUCAUCUUGAAUACAUCGCUCAUCCAAAUAAGCGAAAAAUCAAUCCCUGUAAAUUUUUUAAGAAAAAAGAAUAAUUAUAACUCUACAAUGUGUAAUGAAAGUAAUGUGAAUUUUAAUUCACAAGAGAAGAUUGUUAGAAGAGACAUUAACGAAAAGGCAACAAAUGGUGAAAAUUUUCAAAAAUUCCGAAAGAAAGCAGCAGAAUUUCCCAACAUAAAAAUGUUAACAAAAUUUCGAAUUAAUUUCAUUGCUUAUAGCUUCAAUAGAAGAUAUAGCCAAAUAUAUUCGCAAGCUACUAGAAAGGAAGAUGGUUCUCCAAUUGAAGAAUUUCGCGUUUUGACUUUAUACAAAACUAAGACGCAUACACUGCAAAGUAGAGGAAGAAAACCUAAAGUGCAAGCUGUUCCACCACCACGGACACAACAAAUGGCCAUUGAUCAGGAUUGGAGCUCAGUUUGGCCGGGUCCAAAAACUUUUCAUCCAGCAUCAGUGCCUCUUCCGAUAAGACAAGGAUGGGUUAAAAUUAAUCGAGCUCCUCCUGGAAAAUUUGCAAACGCAGAACUUAUGAAAAUUCCAAAUUUUCUUCAUUUAACUCCUCCAGUUAUCAGCAAACAUUGUGAAGCAAUAAAGAAGUUUUGUACACCAUGGCCAAAAGAACUCACCGGAGAAAAAGCAGAAAAAAAAUUUCCGCUACGUGCAAUAACAUCUGAUUACGUUCAUGGCAUGCCAACAAUCAGAAAUCAUUUGUCAAGGAUAGUAACAAUAAAGAUAAAACUAUCAAACCUUAAUUUGGAUGAACACGCCAAGGAUAAAUUUCUUCGUUUUGUAGGUGAACGAUAUAAUCCAGACAAUGAUGAAAUUACAAUCGUUGCUGACAGAUGUCCAACGAAAAAGCAAAACCAUGAUUAUGCAAUUUAUCUUCUGACAGCAUUAUACCAUGAGUCCAAUACUUUUGAAGAAUGGGAAAAAGCAAAAAUUGAAGCUGACAUGGAAACAUAUUAUUGGAAGGAUAAUAAAUCUAAAAUUUCAGCGACUGAGAUUAUUAAUUGGAGAUCACAAUCGGAAGAUAAAAUUGAACCUCUCCAAGAAUAUGGAACAAGCGUCGAAAAGUUAUUUAAUGAGGGUGAAAAUAAUUAUAAUCUCGACAAAUACAAAUAUGAAGUCUUGAAAAUGAUAGGAAUCGUCAACAAAAAUUCAUGAAUUCUUCAUUAUCAUUUGUAAUAUUUUAGAAUGAAUGUAAAAGAAAAAAUUGUAAAUUAAAAUUUUCAUUAGAGCAGAACUGUCAUGCAUUCAUUUCUAUGUUAAUAUCUCUUUAACUAUUUAUUUAUUAAGUACAAUAGAAGACCUGCUUAUAAUCCAUAACUUUUCUUAAUAUAAAAUUGAAAAUAUUCACAUUUUCGGAAUAUUUGAUUCGUAUAUUUCGCGCACAGCAAUAAUUAAAUAGAAUUGAGAAAUCCCGUUGUGUGAUGAUCGAACAUUCAAGUAACAUCUAAAAUAAAUUAUUGAAACCUUAAAACAAGGUUGAACGUUCAGAACGGUUCAUGAUAUUAUACAACUGAUAAUUCUUCCUAUUCAUUCAUAUAGAAGAUCAGAUAAAAACUAUAGAAACUUGGGAUAAAACCAUUGAAAUUGGAUU